This is a messenger RNA of Penicillium olsonii, 354 nucleotides long. Lineage: Eukaryota; Fungi; Ascomycota; Eurotiomycetes; Eurotiales; Aspergillaceae. The record is from the annotation of a GenBank genome assembly.
AUGUCUUCAUUCCUGCGCUUCCGAACACUCCCCAAGCCUGUAUCGGCACUAUCAACCCGUCGCGCAUUGCGCACCUACGCAACCAAGAAUGACGGCAACGACUCGCAGACUACCCACCAGCAAGACUCUCCCAACCACCCUAUCCCCUCCAACAAUGCCAAGCCCACCCUCCGCGACGGCAACCAGUCACCCCUUGCGGACCAGGAUGGGAACCUGAAAGAUGAUCUACCCAAAGAUGUCAAGAAACACAACGAGGAGAUGGAAGAGCGAUAUGAUAAGCCCUACAACCAUACUGGCGAUCAGGGACAGACAGAAGCAUCCUUCAAGCCUAAGCCUUCGUCAUCGAAAGAUUAG